AUGACUUUCAACGUUUUCGAAGAUUUCCGGAAUUCAAUCGGUGGUAAACAGACCACUACCUCUGAGAACCGCCAUGGCAUCAACCCGGCUACCUCGGAGCCCAAUCCAAACGUCCCUGUUUCUACCCAGGAAGAUGUAAACAGAGCAGUCGCCGCUGCCGAAGAGGCCUUCAAGAUUUGGGCCAACACCCCCUUCGCCGAGCGCCAGAGGGCUGUUCUUGCAUUUGCUGAUGCAAUAGAGAAGUAUGCUUCGGACUUUGCGAAGCUCCUUGUUCAGGAGCAAGGUAAACCGAUGCACGUCGCAACACUCGAAACAAAUACGUCCACGCAGAUGCUCCGCCAAAUGGCGAAGAUAGCUGCUGAUAUGAAGGUUGAGGUCGUGGAAGACAGUACAGAGCGUAGGAUCAUUGUCCGGCACACUCCCAUUGGUGUCGCUGUCGGCAUCGUCCCUUGGAACUUCCCUCUCUCUCUUGCCUGCCAAAAGAUUGCGCCGGCUGUGCUCACUGGAAACACCAUAAUUAUCAAGCCAUCCCCCUUUACCCCUUAUACUGGCCUUAAACUGGUUGAGCUGGCGCAGAGCGUUUUUCCUCCUGGCGUUGUUCAGGCGUUGAGUGGUGAUGAUAACCUUGGACCUUGGCUCACCACCCAUCCUGGCAUCGGUAAGAUCAGCUUCACGGGCUCUUCGGCAACGGGAAAAAAGGUUAUGGAAAGUGCUAGCAAGACUCUGAAACGAGUUACACUUGAAUUGGGGGGGAAAGAUGCCGCCAUAAUCUGCAGUGACGUUGAUAUAGAAACGACCGCCGCCAAAGUCGCCUCUCUAAGCUUCCUUAACUCAGGUCAAAUCUGCGUCGCCAUCAAGCGUGUUUACGUGCAUGAAUCCAUCUUCGAAAAGUUCCGCGAUGCCAUUAUCGCCUUCACAAAGACCCUUAAAGUUGGCGAAGGAGACAAAGAAGACACUUUCAUGGGCCCUAUCCAAAACUCCAUGCAAUUCGAAAAGGUGAAGCAAUUUCUGUCCGACCUUACUUCCGAGCAAAUCGCCCUUUCCAACGGCACCAAUCAGCCCUUCGACUCCUCCAAGCCAGGCUUCUUCAUCAACCCCACUAUCGUCGAUCGCCCCGCCGAUCACUCACGGAUUGCGAUAGAAGAACCCUUCGGUCCGAUAUUGCCGCUUAUGUCCUGGCGUGAGGAGAACGAUGUAGUCGCCCGUGCGAACAAGACCCGCAUGGGUCUUGGUGCAUCCGUAUGGUCAGAUAACGAGAAGCAGGCUGAACGUAUUGCAAGUAAGCUACAGGCUGGGAGUGUCUGGGUGAACACGCAUUUAGAGCUUGAUGCUCGUGCCCCAUUUGGUGGGCAUAAAGAGAGUGGACUUGGUUCAGAGCUGGGUAUGGCUGGGUUGGAGGCAUAUACUAAUUUACAGACUCUGCAUUUGAAGAAGAAACCUUGA
Aspergillus caelatus is the source of this 1443-nucleotide messenger RNA. Its product is annotated as aldehyde dehydrogenase family protein. The transcript is spliced from 4 exons. Lineage: Eukaryota; Fungi; Ascomycota; Eurotiomycetes; Eurotiales; Aspergillaceae. Gene Ontology annotation, molecular function: aldehyde dehydrogenase (NAD+) activity. Bases 1 to 1443 code for a protein of 480 amino acids. The record is from RefSeq and is a predicted model, not a curated record.